AUCUCUAUAUCAAAAUCAUAGUUUACCAGAUUUAUGAGAGUGAUAAAAAGGGGAGUUAACUCGUUUAGAAGGUAAGAGUUAUUAAUUAUGGUGUACAAUUUUUUGCAACACAGCUGUUGAAGAAUUGGGCUCUGUAAGUCUAACAUUCUACUUAGAAAAAGAUAUAUAGAUUAAUAUAAGUCGAUAUUAGACCUGCAUGUCCUUAUUCAACGCCCCCUGUGCAGAUCCCGCCAAUUAAACUUAUAUUCCUUGUGACAAAAAGCUGGAUUGCACUGUUCAAAUUUCUUUGAUCGAGGUAUAAACUUAGUAGGCUAAGUGUUUUGUCAAAAGUCUUUUUUCAUCUUUGUCGAAGAAAUACCUCGAUAUAUUACCCAUACUUAUACUGUCAUCACCAUUAGUUAUUCUGCAACUUGAUUGGCUCUCUACUAACAGGAUAUUAUAUCUUAUUGGAUUCUCCUGAGCCCAAUAUGGCAAAAUAUUAAAUCGAGCCUGAUAUUGAAGUUGAGAUUUAAUAUAUUUUGCAUAUUGGGCGAAUAUGAAUCCAAUAGGUAUUUUAUUAUAUCGAACAAAACAAGUCUAUAACAAAACAAUUAUCUAUGUAAGCGAGAAUAAUACAGCGACAAUAUUAUCACAUAUCCGGCGGCGAAUUUGCCUUCAUAAGUAAACAAAACGUUAGUAAAUUUGUUUUUAAAAACAAGUGUGGAUAUGAAAUACACAUGCAUAUAUGUUUAAAUUAAAGGUGGUCUGACCUAAUUUUAACGAAAUAUUACAACCUUGCGACUGUUGUAAUUUGUAAACAAAUGGAUUUCGCGAAGACAAGUAGUAUUUCCGCGCUUUUAUAAUUUUAAUUAAUUAAACAAAAUUGGGAGAAAAAACUGUCAUAAUAUUCCAAAUAGUUUUCAUUACUUUGCCAUGUCGCAGAAUAACUGUUAAAUAUAUCACUACAAAACUAUAUCAAUCUAACUAUCUACCUAACUAAUUAACUAACUAACCAGAUUUACUUUAACAGGUAACCUAGGAGGUUUAUGAGCAAACAAGUACAGUAUCGUUAUUAUCAUCAACGAAGAAAAAAAUGAAGACCUUUAGUUUUGAACAGAAGCUGCGCAUGACCUUCUUCGCAUUCUCGCUGAGGAUGGUGCUCAUGGGCGUCGAAUUCGCCGUCAUAUUCCCGUCGGUCUGGCUUUAUUUGAAAAUAUUCAACGCAGAUUACUGGUAUCUAGGCUUGGUACUUUCCGCUUACAACAUGAUCGGGAUAAUCUCAACUUUACUGGUCGGCCAUCUUGCGGAUAGUACGGGUCAGAUUCGGUUCAUGGGAUUUCUCUGGAACAUAGCCGAGAUAGCGGGGAAUUUGAUAUACGCCUUGCAUUUCCACGUAGCAUUUCCACUCAUUGGUCGAAUGAUCUCGGGGUUCGGGGAAGGUUAUAUCUCGGCGAUGUGGGGCGAAAUUGCCCGAAUCACCACCGAAGAGCAACGGACUCGCUACUUCGCCAUUUUGAAAGGUGCUAACCUUCUUGGAACAGCCAUCGGCCCGGCGCUUAAUUUAUUCUUGAAGGAGUUUGAUUUCUAUAUCGGGCACUGGCAUAUCGAUUUUCGGACUUCUUCUGGAUUCUUUAUGGGUAUUGUAUGGAUUGCUGUGACAAUAGUUAUGUUGGGAAUGGUUUUUGAUCUCUCAGCUGAGUUGCAGAAGGCAGGGAAGCUUAAACAGUUUCAAAAAACAGGGCGUUUGGACAUCGACGAGAAAGGGGGAUCUAUAGAAGACAGUGGAGUCAAAAAUCCUGGAGGGGAAGACGAAGAGGUGAAGAAUGAGGACGGAGGUAUUAAAGGUUCAGAAGAUGGAGGGGUCAAAGAACCAGAGAGAAGUGAAGAGGGACAAGCGGUGGGUGAAGAGACCAAAGAUUGGGAAGAUACAACGGACGAUGGCACCUCUGAAAAGCAGGGAGGUAAUGUUGAAGCUAAACAGAGCCAGGGCGGAGAUGAACGCACUGAAACCGAAGAGCAAAAAGGUGAAACAGAAAUGACAAAAGAUUUAACCGAACAUAAGGACACUAAAAGCGAAACUGAAGUUGUAGUAAAAAGCGUCGAAGAAGAUGAACCCGAAGAACCGCGAGGAACUUUCAAGACGGCCAUGUUGGAUAUGUUUACAAAAUUCGAAGUCAACGUUUUGGUUUACUUGUUCUUUUUCAUGUAUGUCACUCACACUUGUCUACAAGGUAUCACCCCAUUGUUCGCCGAACUUAUGUUGAAAUGGGACGAAACGAAAAUAAGCAUAGUCUACACUGCCUGGGGCAUUGAAAUAAUGUUCGUUCUGAUUAUAAUAUGGAUAGUUGCACCGUAUGUGGCUGAUAGAGUUAUCUUAAUCUGGGCUGUUUUUGGUGGGACAUUAGCUUCAGUAAGUCUUGUUGUGUUGACUUAUUCCGAGCCUGAAAGUAUGCUAUGUUAUUAUAGUUUCCUUACCACCAUAUUCCUAGGAGGAAUUGGUAUAGCAAUAACGGUAGUUGUGGGGAGGUCGUUGAUUUCGAAGCAUACCAGUCCCGAGAAUCAGUGUUUGGUGCACGCUAUUUUGACAUCACUGAAUCGUAUGGCGGGACUAACAGGCCCUAUAUUUGGCAGUAGUCUGUACACUAAUAAGAUAGUUAUGGGCUAUCUCAUCGGAGGAAUGCAGUUCAUUGGUUUAGUAUUACUUCUCAUUGUUUAUAAGAAAUUGUAA
Messenger RNA from Paramuricea clavata, 2707 nucleotides. NCBI's taxonomy places the organism in Eukaryota, Metazoa, Cnidaria, Anthozoa, Malacalcyonacea, Plexauridae. The record is from the annotation of a GenBank genome assembly.